GUGGGCUGUAACCCCAAUGAGGAUGUAGCCAUCUUUGCUGUGGACUCACUGAGGCAACUCUCCAUGAAGUUCUUGGAGAAAGGAGAGCUGGCCAACUUCCGCUUCCAGAAAGACUUCCUCAGGCCCUUUGAGCACAUCAUGAAGAAGAACAGGUCCCCCACUAUCAGAGACAUGGUGAUCAGGUGUGUGGCUCAGAUGGUUAACUCCCAGGCGGCCAACAUCCGUUCAGGUUGGAAGAACAUCUUCUCAGUGUUUCACCAGGCAGCCUCCGACCACGAUGAGACCAUCGUGGAGCUGGCCUUCCAGACCACUGGGCACAUUGUCAUGAACACCUUCCAGGAGCACUUUGCAGCUGCUAUCGAUUCGUUCCAAGAUGCAGUGAAGUGCCUGUCGGAGUUUGUCUGCAACGCAGCUUUUCCUGACACCAGCAUGGAGGCCAUCAGACUCAUACGACACUGCGCUAAAUACGUCUCAGAAAGGCCACAGGCCCUGAGGGAAUACACCAGUGAUGACAUGAAUGUGGCCCCUGGUGAUCGGGUGUGGGUCCGCGGCUGGUUUCCCAUUCUGUUCGAGCUCUCUUGUAUCAUCAACCGCUGCCAGCUGGAUGUCCGGACCAGAGGUCUCACGGUCAUGUUCGAGAUCAUGAAGAGCUACGGUCACACCUUCGAGAAGCAUUGGUGGCACGACCUCUUCAGAAUCGUCUUCCGCAUCUUUGACAACAUGAAGCUCCCCGAGCAGCAGACAGAGAAAACUGAGUGGAUGACGACGACAUGUAACCACGCUCUGUAUGCCAUCUGUGACGUGUUCACCCAGUUUUAUGAGCCUCUCAGUGAAAUCCUGCUGGCUGACAUUUUCACACAGCUACAGUGGUGUGUCAGGCAAGACAACGAGCAGCUGGCUCGGUCGGGGACAAACUGUCUGGAGAACCUGGUGAUCCUGAAUGGAGAGAAGUUCAGCCCCGAGGUCUGGAACAUCACCUGCUCCUGUAUGCUGGAGAUCUUCCAAAACACCAGCCCUCACGCUUUGUUGACUUGGCGACCGGCUGGACAGGAAGAUGAAACUGCAGAUGGCAAGCAUUUUGAUGCUGAUUUCGACAGCGUGUCCCAGAGCAGCUACGACAGAGCUCUGUCUGAGAGAGGACACAGUCAGAUGUCCAGCGACGACACGUGGAAGGGCAAGUCCAAUGCUAGACUUUCGGACCAGAAGCUGUUUGCAGGGCUGCUGAUUAAAUGCGUCGUACAGCUUGAACUUAUCCAGACCAUAGACAACAUUGUGUUUUACCCAGCAACCAGCAAGAAGGAGGAUGCUGAGAACAUGGCCGCUGCACAGCGAGACGCUCUGGAGGAGUCGGAGGCUGAGGGAGGCGAGGCGGGCUCAGAGCAAGGCAUGUACACACACAUGACCUCUGCACACCUCUUCAAGCUGCUGGACUGCCUGCUGGAGUCGCACACUUUCGCCAAGGACUUCAACUCCAACAACGAGCAGAGGACAGCGUUGUGGAGGGCAGGCUUCAAAGGGAAAUCUAAGCCCAACUUGCUGAAGCAGGAGACCAGCAGUCUGGCCUGCAGCCUGAGGAUCUUGUUCAGGAUGUACUCUGACCUCCAGCUGCAGGCCUCGUGGCCGGACAUCCAGAUACGCCUGCUGCUGGUGUGUAGUGAAGCUCUGGCCUACUUCAUCAGUCUGACCUCAGAGAGCCACAGGGAGGCUUGGAACAGCCUGCUGAUGCUGCUGCUCACCAGGACGCUACGGCUGCCCGAUAACAAGUUCAAGCCCCAUGCGUCCUGCUACUACCCCCACCUGUGUGAAAUGAUGCAGUUUGACCUGAUCCCAGAGCUGCGGGCCGUCCUCAGGCGCUUCUUCCUGCGCAUCGGCUCCGUCUUCCACAUCGCUGCUCCCGAGGGGACGGCGGCCCGAACUCCUGCAUCCUAGAACGAGCGGGGGCUGGGUACCGCGGAUGGAGCAAUGGCGGGCGGAUGUUAGUAACAGGUGGACACAUGGGAGAACUUAUCCCCUCUUCUGGACUGGAACCGAUCACAGAGGGUGAUGACAAUAAGACUGUAGCUCUUCGGUGGCGGUUCAGGAGUCUGCAUCACAGUGUUCAGCUUUUCUACUGCACUCAGCUUGCAGAGAAGUCUUUGCCCUGUCCUUCCUCCCUUCUGUCUCUCGGGGGUGAACAGCACUGUGACCGGCGCUCUCUGCUGACUGUUGUCAUUCAUCAUCCCCCUGACACUCAUCUCAACUUGUAAUGACAAGAAAAGAUCUGUAAACAAAUAAUUUAUUGUUAUUGUACCUGAUUUUGACUUUUUUUUUUUUUUUUUUUUUUUAAAUACUUAACAAAACAAGUAUAAGUACAUGCUGAACGCAAAUGAACAAUACUGGUGAAUUCGAUGAACUUUACAUUUGCGGCUUUGCGGAAAAUCUCUCGGCCACCUGUGCCUGUCAGAAAAUGAUGACGCCAUCAGUGUCGCCCUUAAUGUGAGUUUGGUGAUCUAAUCGGAAUACGUUGUGAUAACUUGUGUAUCGAUGCCCGUCCCAAAGCAUUGUUUGUCACUUUUAAUGUCUGUGUUUCCUCUCAUGUGUGUGUUAUUCAGCAGCGGGCUAUUACCAUUUUUAAAGAGACUUGAAACAACUCUGCGUCUCUUAAAACACUAUCAAAGAUCUACCGCGGCUUUCUUUGUGACGUCUCUGUGACACAGCCGUCCUGUCUUCUUUAUAAUUCUUUGUCAAUGAGAUUUUUACUUAUUUAUUUUGCUCACUUGCUUUAAUUUGAUUCAUGAUUAUUUGUUCAGGAUAAUUGCUGGUUUACAAUGAAAGGGUUGGUUGAAAAACUGCCUACUUCCCUCUGCCAUGCAUUCCUUUGUUCGUUGGCCCAGUAAGCCUUACAUUGAAGGGCUUAACAUGGAGUCGACUCCUCCUUGCUUUAGAUUUACAGCUGGCUCAUAAAAUCCUCCACUAAUCCAUCAGUUGGGCCUGUAAGGUGACACAGUGGUUGUGUAUUUCCCACACUCUUUUGCACAUCUGUUGCCUGACGUUUGCUCAUGUAUUAAUGCCAUGCAGUGUAUCAACUGGCCCCGGGCGGUCAGAACGCCCGUCGGUGCCGACGGUCAGAGUUCAACCACGGAGAGGUUCAGGAACGGAGCGAAAACCAAAACUCGCAUCUACAGAGUGGAAUCUCUGGAUCCUUAGUAGUUUAUUCCAUGCCUUUUUUAAAAGAAGGAUGUAUGUAAUUAUUUAAAGUGCAUUUAAAUAUUUUUUGAGAAGCAUUCCUUCCCUCGCAACUAUGGAUGUCUACUUUUCUUCCCUAAAGCUAG
Anarrhichthys ocellatus (wolf-eel) is the source of this 3311-nucleotide messenger RNA. Its product is annotated as brefeldin A-inhibited guanine nucleotide-exchange protein 2-like. NCBI's taxonomy places the organism in Eukaryota, Metazoa, Chordata, Actinopteri, Perciformes, Anarhichadidae. The record is from RefSeq and is a predicted model, not a curated record. The annotation marks the transcript as partial. The transcript is spliced from 14 exons.